Molecule: messenger RNA, 2863 nt
Organism: Mangifera indica (mango)
Lineage: Eukaryota; Viridiplantae; Streptophyta; Magnoliopsida; Sapindales; Anacardiaceae
Product: pentatricopeptide repeat-containing protein At2g33760
Exons: 6
Coding region: 931-2673 (580 amino acids)
Biological process (GO): RNA modification
Molecular function (GO): protein binding; phosphatase activity; RNA binding
Source: RefSeq, a predicted model, not a curated record
CAGGGAAGCUCAAAUUUGUCUGUGCUAACAGAAACUGGAGUGAAGCAAGCGGAGAGGUGUCGGGAGGCUUUAAGAAAUAUAUCGUUUGAUCGAUGCUUUUCAAGUCCAAUAUCUCGUGCCAAAUCCACUGCUGAAGUUUUAUGGCUAGGGAGAGACAAGCCACUUGUUUUCCUUGAUUCACUGAAGGAGGCCCAUCUAUUUUUCCUUGAAGGCAUGAAAAAUGAAUUUGGAGGCAGUGGAUGCACGGCAGCUGUACCCGAAGGAGUAUACAAGCUGGAGAGAAGAUCCUUCUAAUUUUGAAGUGAAUGGUGUCUACCCUGUAAGAAAACUCUGGGGAACAGCUAGGGAGGCUUGGAGGGAAAUUCUGUCCUCACCUGGAGAAAACUUGUUGGUUGUCACCCAUAAAUCAAUUCUGAGGGCACUCAUCUGCACAGCUUUAGGGCUAGGCCCAGAGAGGUUCCGCGCAAUAGAUGUGAACAACGGUGGCAUAUCUGUAUUUGUUUUCAACAGAAGAGGAGAAGCUAUGCUUCAGUCUUUGAAUAUGACAGCACACAUGUACAGUGAUUACGAGUAUUUUUACUGAAAUUUCGUGAUGCAUUGUACCGAAUGGAAACGAUAUUAGCAGUAUACAGUAGGGCUCAUGAAUUAAUAGUAUGGAAGGAAUGAGUAAAUUUCCCGUUCAGCCCGUUAUCUUUCCCAUAUUGGUUUUGAGUUUGCUCUUACUCUGAUCCAUGAAUUUGUCCUGGAGUUUUCAUUUAUGUUGAUAAUAGCAAGCCUUGCAGUGUUCACGAUAUGGCCUAUUUCGGCAGGCAUUGGCGGGUGGAGGCAAAAAGAUUAAAAGAGAGCAAAUGACUUUUUCCACCUAAGCUUCCUCUUUCGCGCUCUUACAGUCAAACUUGUCCUUCAUGGCAAACAUCGAAUUCCAGUUUGAUGGAGAAAAAACGACACCCUUCCCCAUCGUACCAAGCUCUGAUCAAAGCAGGUCCACACCUGAAACUCCUGCAACAAGUCCAUGCCCGCCUUGUCAUCUCCGGUUCUGGUCGUAGUCGAUCCCUCCUCACUAAGCUCCUCUCUCUGGCUUGCGCCGCAGGUUCCAUUACCUACGCGCGUCGUCUCUUCUUUUUCAUUCCCAACCCUGAUGCCUUCUUAUUUAAUACCCUCAUAAAGCAAACCUCCAAAUUCAGUUUCUCUAUUGAUUCUGUUCUAUUUUAUCGCCGUAUGGUCUUGUCAAAUAUUACUCCCUCAAACUAUACUUUUACGGCCGUGAUUAAAUCUUGCGCUAAUUUAUCAGCUUUGAAGCUUGGUAGAGUCAUUCAUACUCAUGUUUUUGUAUGUGGGUAUGGUUUAGAUUUACAUGUUCAGGCCUCAUUGGUCACUUUUUAUGCAAAAACGUGUAAUUUGAGUGUUGCGAGGAAAGUGUUUGAUAGAAUGCCUGAAAAAAGUGUUGUCGCCUGGAAUUCCAUGAUUUCAGGGUACGAACAAAACGGGUUUGCGAAGGAAGCAACUGGGUUAUUUUAUUUGAUGAGAGAUUUGAGCAUAAAACCGGAUUCAACAACGUGUGUUAGUGUGUUAUCAGCUUGUGCUCAGUUAGGGGCUAUUGGACUGGGCCAUUGGGUGCAUGAAUAUGUUGUUGCUCAGGGUUUUCAUGUGAAUGUGGUGCUUGGCACUUCAUUGAUUAAUAUGUACACUAGGUGUGGCCGUGUGAAUAAAGCUCGGGAGGUAUUUGAUUCAAUGAUAGAAAUAAAUGUUGUUGCUUGGACUGCAAUGAUUUCUGGGUAUGGGAUGCAUGGUUAUGGUACACAAGCAGUUGAGCUCUUUCUACAAAUGAGAGCUCAUGGUACUAGGCCUAACAAUAUCACAUUUGUGGCCGUACUAUCAGCCUGUGCUCAUGCUGGACUGGUUGAUGAAGGGCGUCGGAUUUUCAAUAGUAUGAGGCAAGAGUAUGGGCUGAUGCCAGGAGUGGAGCAUCAUGUUUGUAUGGUUGAUAUGUUUGGGCGUGCUGGAUUGCUCAAUGAAGCAUAUUCAUUCAUCAAAGAAGUGAUUAGUGAGAAGCCAGCUCCAGCAGUUUGGACUGCCAUGCUUGGAGCUUGCAAGAUGCAUAAGAAUUUUGAUCUAGGAGUGGAAGUCGCUGAGCAUCUCUUAUCAGUUGAACCAGAAAAUCCAGGCCAUUAUGUAAUGCUGUCAAAUAUCUAUGCGUUGGCUGGUAGGAUGGAUCGAGUAGAAAUGGUUAGAAACAUGAUGAUUCAGAAAAACAUAAAGAAGCAAGUUGGAUAUAGCACAAUAGAGGUUGAUAAAAAGACCUACUUAUUUAGCAUGGGAGACAAAUCCCACCCAGAGACACAUGAAAUUUAUCAGUACUUAGAUGAGUUGAUGAAUAGAUGUCGGGAAGCUGGUUAUGUUCCAGAGUCUGAAUGGGUGAUGCAUGAAGUGGAGGAAGAGGAGAGGGAGUAUGCACUUAGAUAUCACAGUGAGAAGCUAGCAAUUGCAUUUGGAUUACUGAGAAGCAGCCAUGGUAUGGCUAUUCAGAUUGUGAAGAACCUUAGAAUGUGUGAGGACUGCCAUUCAGCGAUCAAGUUCAUUUCAGUCGUGACUAACAGAGAAAUUAUUAUUCGGGACAAGCUUCGAUUCCACCAUUUUAAAGGUGGCUUGUGUUCAUGUUUGGAUUACUGGUGAUAAAUACCAUUAGUUGCAGUUAGCAGACUGUAUAUCAAGUCCCUUGGUUAUUGUUUUGUAAAAUGACCCGGUCUAGCUCAAUCCUGAAAGAAAUUUUUAUAGUAUUUUGAUGAACAAUAAAAAAGAAAAACCGCUAACAGUCAGUCAAUUGAGUAGUGAACCUAUAAGAUGCCCAGAAUUAGUUGUCUUC